GAGAAGUCCCCAACGAACCCAGACCCCAAUCGCUGACCCAAGCACCGACCAGUGGGCCAUCUGGUCUCUUCAGGGCUAUCGACACAGAGGCGUCUGCUCCUGCUCAAGCCACCAAUUUAUCUGGCAUGAGACGUGCCAAACCAGAAGCCAGGGUUCAGAGCAAUCGAGCCCGCCUUGUCUCACUUCAAGAGAGCUUAGUAACAAUCAAGGCUAAGCUAGAAGAGGCUAAAGAGAACAUUAUCACCAAAGCAAGUCCGAUGCCUGAUGACACCAUUCCUAGUGUGAAACCUCCCGAAUUGGCUAGGGCAGAAGAAGCGGGCGCCUGGAUGGUGGAGUUGCGUCACACCAUAGAGGGUGAGCUGAAGGUGUUACAGACCAGCGUUGAGGAUGCCCGAUCUUCUUGGAAGGCCAAUUAUGAAGAGAGAAUUAGUAUCGAGGUGAAAAUUCUUGAGACGGAGCGGGCAAUAGUUGAGAAGGAAAUGGCACAACAACCCAUAAUCUUUUAG
Acaulospora colombiana is the source of this 506-nucleotide messenger RNA. The record is from the annotation of a GenBank genome assembly. Lineage: Eukaryota; Fungi; Glomeromycota; Glomeromycetes; Diversisporales; Acaulosporaceae.